Tricharina praecox is the source of this 1197-nucleotide messenger RNA. Its product is annotated as Homeodomain-like protein. Lineage: Eukaryota; Fungi; Ascomycota; Pezizomycetes; Pezizales; Pyronemataceae. Bases 188 to 1060 code for a protein of 290 amino acids. The record is from RefSeq and is a predicted model, not a curated record. The transcript is spliced from 2 exons.
CCUGUGACAUUUGUUUUGGACUCGAAGUACCCCACCGGAAAAACCAUCACCACAUAAUCCCAAAGCUGUUUUCUCUCGGAUCAAUAUCUGUUUACACAGGAUACUGGGACCCAUAACGACUUUUCGAUAGUUAUCUCGAAAAAACAUCAACAUCAUCACCUACCCAAAGACACACACACACAUCAAAAUGCAGGGACACCGACGAGGCCCUUGGUCCGCAAAUGAGGACACCAUGCUUGUUUCAUUGGUCAAGACACAUGGAGCUCACAACUGGGUUCGGAUUUCGGCUCUGAUCGGCUCGAGGACUCCUAAGCAGUGUCGGGAACGCUUUCACCAGAACCUGAAGCCAACACUCAACCACGACCCCAUCACACCGGAGGAGGGGCAGAUGAUCGAGCGUCUGGUAGCGGAGAUGGGAAAGCGGUGGGCGGAAAUCGCCCGGCGGCUCAACGGAAGGAGCGAUAAUGCCGUCAAGAACUGGUGGAACGGUGGGAUGAACCGACGACGACGGAUGAUCGGCCGUCAGAGGGGUAGCCAGAGCCACAGCCAUCGUUCCAGCAACAGCAACAACCACCACGAUAUGUCGCCAUCUCCCAUGUCUUCGCCAUCGCUUCUGCCUCAACAGAGUGGACUCCACAUUUUCAUCCACGGCAACACAGACGAACCGAUGGUCUCGCCCACCUACUCCCAGUACUCCGAGUACUCGCGGGGCCAGACUCCUUCCCUCAUCUCCGACACGGCCUCCUCGCUUUCCACCUCCUCCCCAAGGGUCCCGGCUUCGCCGACAUACGAGAACACUCUCCCUCCUCUUCUGGGCCACCACGACAACCAGUUGAGGCGUCAGUCGAUGCCGGCGAUGUAUACUUCUCCCGAAAUCUACGACUCGCCGCGGUACACGCACCAACACGGCUCGUUCCAGGAGAGAGCGGAGAUGAAGCUCUCGCACAUUUCGGACCACCUCGGAUCGAAGCCCAUGCAGCGAGCGGUCUCCUAUUCCGAGGCCCAACUGCAGGAGCAAAACGACGGCAACAAGAUGAGCCUCGGAUUCCUCCUGGGCUGAGAUGUUUCAUCCAUCCACUCCCUCCCACGCACCUCUUGCAUCAUCAUUCUUGAAAAUACUUCAUUUCCUUGACGUCAAAAACUUAUAUACAUACUACUUCGAGGCUUUUUUCUGGUCCCUCAUCUUGGGAAUAUUUC